AUGGCUAAGAAGGUCGUGCCGUCGCGUGUCAGAAUUGAGCUUUUCGACAUGUAUCACUACCUCGUCAGUCGAUUCGAGGACACGAACAACACAGCAAAGACAAUGACUAAGAGUCAUGCGCGAUAUGUACAUGAAGAGUCGUUGGAGAUGAUGAACAUCAGGAUUACGUCUAAGGGAUGGAUGAAUCGCAACGUUUUCAUGGGAUGGCUGAAGUUGUUUGACGAUGGACUCGCCGAGCGGUCCCUUCUCCUACUCGACUCUUGUCCAGCACACAGUAACAUCGACAUGCGUGACCCGGAAACCAACACCCCAUGGAAGCAUCUCCGUAUCCUCCAACUACCCAAGAACUCAACCUCCUCUUCGCCUGUUGCACAGCCCCUCGACGCCGGAGCUUUCAGCGUUUUUAAACGCGUCUUUUUGGAGAUGCUCAGUCAGGAAACAUGUAUCGUCAGGGACUACGACAACGCCAAGGCAAUCAGCAAUGGCCAAGCUUGGUCACUCUUCUCUUACGCCUGGAACAAGGUUAAGGAGGCCUUUCACGUCCAAGUUAUCAUAUGGUGGGCCGCUAAGCCGUCGACAAUCAGGAAUUGCUUUGCUCACGUCCCAGCCCUUCCAGAAGCGGUGCGAGAGGACCUUCGGAGAAGACCAUCAUACGCGGAGGAACAGCCCGAGCUGGCAGAGUACUCGCUACGCAACAACUACAAGGAACAGGAGAAAACACAUAUCUCGACAAUAUCCAUAGCGACUAUGGGAUGA
Molecule: messenger RNA, 756 nt
Organism: Linnemannia hyalina
Lineage: Eukaryota; Fungi; Mortierellomycota; Mortierellomycetes; Mortierellales; Mortierellaceae
Source: the annotation of a GenBank genome assembly